UUGAUAAUAAUAUUAAUCAUAACGAUCAAGUCGACUCGCCGCCACUGACGGGCCUGGAGUGAGGAUAUCGAGAAUACUGUUCGCAAUUAGUAUUGUUUAUUUUUCGUCGCCGACUGCCGAGUUUGUCGAUCCGCCAUGCGCAACUAACGAUAACGCACUCAGUUUCGACGUCUCCGAUAGUAAAUGUUUCAACAGUAGUCGUAGAAAAGUAACAACAACAGUUUCGACAGUGGAGGUAUCUCCAAAAAUUGUAUUCGUGGCAUGGCACCGCGUCUCGCGCGUGUGUAGAACCAACUGCUGUACUCAAGAGUAAUAAAUAAUACCUUGUCACCGAUAAAUUAACUCUGUUUGUAGUCGUUGUCGGAAAUUAACAUUUAGGUACGAACGAUCAUGUUGAAAGCCGUGAUAUUAAUCGGCGGCCCGUCCAAGGGCACUCGAUUCCGGCCCCUCUCGUUGGACGUACCCAAACCGCUGUUCCCCGUGGCUGGCCUACCUGUUGUUCAGCACCACAUAGACGCGUGUUACCGUUUGGGUCAAAAACGGAGUUCAAUUUCUGAAGAUAACAGUAAUAGCAAUGUCGGCAAAUAUUGUGUCGCUGAGGUGCUUUUGUUGGGAUACUACGGAGACGAUGAACUUGCAGAAUUCUUGCUCACAGCUACUCAGAGUUAUCCAUCCUUGCGAAUCAGGUAUCUUCGUGAGCCUGAUGCUUUAGGUACAGCUGGCGGCUUAUAUCAUUUUCGUGAUACGAUCCUUGCUCCAUUAGACAACAGCGAAGGUGAGCAAGUGCAAGCAUUUUUCGUGAUGAACGGUGAUGUUUGUGCUGACUUUCCAUUAGAUGAGAUGCUUGAUAUGCAUUUCAAUAAUAAUAGUCAUCAGUCACAGCAUCAACAAAAACAACCAGUGCUAAUUACUGUCAUGGCUACUGAAACAACUCGCCAACAAUCCGUUCACUAUGGUUGCAUGGUUGUUGACAAAGAAACAAAUAUUAUACAACAUUAUGUUGAAAAGCCAUCUACAUUUGUUUCAAACACAGUAAAUUGCGGUGUUUAUCUAUGUUCUCCAAGACUAUUUGAUACUAUAGCAGAUAUUCAUUUAGAAAUUUUGAACAGUAAUGGAAAUGGUAAUCAACAAAAUAUUUCCAGGUAUACUACUAGCAAUAAUAAAAAUAAUAUUAAUCAACAGCAGCAACAAAAACCUGUUGAAGAACGAGUUGCUGGUGCCAUGGUCAUAUGGAUGGAGCAAGAUGUGUUACGUAGGCUUGCAGGAGAAUCUGGAAGUAGUUGUAGUAGUAUGAGUAGUGGUGGUGAUGGCAGUGGUCGAAUAAAGAAAGGUUCUAAAUGUGGCGGAGUGGCACUAGCAGCAACCACACGCAAUUGGUGGUCACAAUUGAAAACUGCUGGUGCAGCAAUUUAUGCAAAUCGUCAUUACUUAGCACUGCGUCAACAACGACAACGGUUACUACAACGAGAAUCAGUAAUUGAUUUGCCUUUGCCAUCACCAGUAAAAUGUCGAUUAGCAACUGCAGAUCCUAAAGGAUAUUCAACAAUUGGGAAUGUGUAUGUGCAUCCUUCAGCCCAAGUGCACCCAACUGCAUUACUGGGUCCAAAUGUAAGUGUAGGCGAAGGAGCAUUUAUUGAUCAAGGUGUACGUAUUAAGGAGUCUAUUGUGCUACAAGAUGCUGUCAUUGGUCAACAUAGUCUGGUGAUGCAUAGUAUUAUUGGUAGACGUGCUAAAGUUGGCGCCUGGUGCCGUGUAGAAGGUAGCGCAGCUUGCUCAGAUCCCAAUCCUAAUGUGGCAUAUGCCAAAAUGACACCUCAGCUGCCUUUAUUUAACGCCUUGGAUGGUCGACUCAAUCCAUCUAUAACUAUUCUUGGUUGUGGAGUCAAUGUCGAAUCAGAAGUAGUGUUAUUGAACAGCAUUGUGUUACCUUACAAGACUUUAACCAGAAGUUAUAAAAACGAAAUAAUAUUGUGAUCAUUGCAUAGUUGAAUUAAUAGACUCAUGCAAUAGAAAUUAAGACAAAAAAAAAACAUUGUACAACAAUUAUCUAACUUAUUAUAGAUAAUUGAUAAAAAAAAUAAACUAUAAUGUGCAAUUAUUUAUUAUUAUUAUAAAUAUGAAUACUUAUAUGGACAUAUUUAUAUUUUAUAUUCUUAUUCAGUUAGUUAUGCACAAUAUUAUUGUUAACUGUUAGGUAAAUGUAUUUUUGCAUAUUACCAUUA
Messenger RNA from Aphis gossypii (cotton aphid), 2222 nucleotides. RefSeq names its product mannose-1-phosphate guanyltransferase alpha-A (gene Gmppa). Lineage: Eukaryota; Metazoa; Arthropoda; Insecta; Hemiptera; Aphididae. The coding region runs from base 391 to 1974 and encodes 527 amino acids. Gene Ontology annotation, cellular component: cytoplasm. The record is from RefSeq and is a predicted model, not a curated record. The transcript has 9 exons. Gene Ontology annotation, biological process: biosynthetic process.